Messenger RNA from Populus euphratica (Euphrates poplar), 2217 nucleotides. Its product is annotated as zinc finger protein NUTCRACKER-like. Bases 296 to 1729 code for a protein of 477 amino acids. The record is from RefSeq and is a predicted model, not a curated record. Gene Ontology annotation, cellular component: nucleus. Gene Ontology annotation, molecular function: DNA-binding transcription factor activity. Lineage: Eukaryota; Viridiplantae; Streptophyta; Magnoliopsida; Malpighiales; Salicaceae. The transcript has 3 exons.
CCCAACUUUAACUUUUCACCACCUCCCAAAAACAUUUUUGAUUAUUCUAUCCUAGCCUUGGCUGAAAAGCAAGUACUAAAUAAAAUGACUGCAGCAAGUAUAUUAGAGUUAGAAAGAGAAGGGGGGAGAGAUCAAAUCAUCCAUAUAUCUUCUUAUGUUGCUAGGGUUGAGACUUGAAACCUCAUAAGAAAGAACUUUUUCUCCUGGUUCUUCUCUUAAUCAUAACUUUAGUUGCAUAACUAGCUAGACUGAGUCAUCUACGUUGGUAAGAGAAAGGAAUAGAAAAUCUUGAGAUAUGUCAGGGAACAUCAUGGCAGCAGAAGAAGCAAUAACUAGUAGUUAUAAUGGUUCUGUCGAGAACCCUGUUGAUGGAUCCAAUCUCCCUGUUCUAAAGAAGAAGAGAAACCUUCCAGGAACUCCAGAUCCAGAAGCAGAAGUCAUAGCUUUAUCGCCAAAAACUCUCAUGGCCACCAACAGAUUCUUGUGUGAAAUAUGUGGUAAAGGUUUUCAAAGGGAUCAAAAUCUACAACUCCAUAGGAGAGGACACAACCUUCCAUGGAAGCUGAAGCAAAGGACAAACAAAGAAGUAAGAAAGCGCGUUUACGUCUGCCCUGAAAAGACCUGUGUCCAUAAUCAUCCCUCUAGGGCUCUUGGAGACUUAACAGGUAUAAAGAAGCACUUUUGUAGGAAGCAUGGUGAGAAGAAAUGGAAGUGUGAAAAAUGUUCGAAGAGAUAUGCUGUCCAGUCAGAUUGGAAAGCACACUCAAAGACUUGUGGCACUAGGGAAUACAAAUGUGACUGUGGGACUCUAUUUUCAAGGAGAGAUAGCUUCAUCACUCAUAGGGCCUUCUGUGAUGCCUUAGCAGAGGAAACAGCAAGAGUAAAUGCAGUAUCCAGCAUAAGAAACUCAACUGCUGGCAACAUAAGUUAUCAUCUAACGGGGAACCCAUUAGGGCCUAACAUGGCACAACAUUUCUCUUCAAUUUUCAAGCCAAUUCAAAGCAAUGAUCGCCACACAAGACAAGGAGGACUUUCCUUGUGGAUGAGCCAAGGAGGCGUACCCCAUGCCAGUGAAGCAAUGGGCAAUAAUAUUCAAGAGAUUCAUCAAAUUGGCGCAAUGACUAGUUCAGGAGCUUUAUUUGGUGACCCCCAUGCUGUUUCAUGCUCAAGUACUCUACCGUCUGAUCAUUAUCAGUUAAAUUGGCCAGUGUUUGGAAACAAGAUCUCUUCAAAUAAUGCGCACGAGGAGCUGACAAGCACUUUAGGACUUCCUUUAAGCAAUGUUAAGGAAGCAGCUGCUGCAAGUCAGCUAGUAAGUGUUCCUUCAUUGUACAGUACCCAACAACAACAAUCCCAUCAAACAACUUCAGCAAAUAUGUCAGCCACUGCUUUGCUGCAAAAAGCUACUCAGAUUGGUGCAACCUCAACAGAUCCAUCAUUCCUUGGGUGUUUUGGGCUAAAGAGCUUCAGUACUACAGCUCAAGAUGGGAACAACAAGUUCUGUGGACUGUAUGGUUCAAGCCCUAUAAGCACUAACCCAGCAAGUGAUAUGGAAAACUCAGGAAAUGAUGAGAUUCCCACUUUGAAUCAGCUUCAAAUGUAUUCUGCUAAAAGGCAGAAAAUAUUUCAAAGUGAUCAAGACAGUCCUGCAGGAGGGCAAACUAGAGACUUUCUUGGUGUUGGUGUACAAGCCAUAUGCCACCCAUCGUCUAUCAAUGGAUGGAUUUAAAUUUCACGGGGUUGCAUAUUUUGACAAUAAAGUGGAGGAAUCUAAAGAGAAAUUAAAACAUUUGAUAAUUUAGUAUCGGGAAACUUUGCAGCAAGGAAAAGGUGGAAUUCAUGAGUGCUUGGUGGAGGGCUAAAAGGUUAUGCUUAGAAAACUAUUGAAGAGUACUAGUUGUUGAAGGAUUUAGAGAUCCAUGCAUAUUCUGCUGAACCCUAAAAGCUGAUCCCUCUUCAGUUUUUUGAGAAAAGGAAGGUGGGGUGUAGUAGUGGGAGCAAAGCAUAGAGUACUACAGCACCUUUUGAGCUCCAUUAUUGCUUGGCACCACUGUUGUGAGGGUAUCCAGUGGCAAAAGGCUUCAUAAUUUCUAGUAAAAGUCGGGUUUAUUUAGCCUAUUGUUUAAAUAAAUUAAUAUAUAGCUUUUCUAUCAACAAUCUAUGCAUAAAUAUUGUAUUAUAGCAUUACAAGAUUAAUUAUCUAUGAUUUCAAGCAGA